Messenger RNA from Drosophila arizonae, 476 nucleotides. RefSeq lists its product as uncharacterized. The record is from RefSeq and is a predicted model, not a curated record. Lineage: Eukaryota; Metazoa; Arthropoda; Insecta; Diptera; Drosophilidae.
AUGAAGUUUGAUAUGUUGGAUGUUACGAUUAUACUUCAGUCCUUGUGUAAACUCAUUACCUUUGGGUUUCUCGCCGUUGGUGUCGUUGGCCGUUACAGGUUCGCGAUUCGGUUGUGGUUGGUCGUAGCCUAUUUGCAAAUCAAAUGGCAAGGUGUAAUAGACGUURGCAUCCUCAUAUACGAAUACUAUUUCAGUGAGCACAACAAGAGCAAGCAGGAGUUUUUGACGGAGCUGUCCGAUGUGCAUGGGCCCAUCAUUGGUCAAGUGCUGGCUCGCAUUGGAAUUAUAUUGAUCGUUUACAGAUUCUUCAAGUCCCUAGAACCAAAGAAGACUAGGCUGUACGGCGUGCAGCCUGAGCAAAAGACAGAUGAGCUGAAAUUGAAGUAACUACGCAGAACAAAUGCUUUUAUUGUUCGGAAAUCUUUGUUAAAUUAAAAAAUUAAAAAAAUAAAAAUUGUGAGAAACGCAGCAAAGGA